This is a messenger RNA of Heteronotia binoei (common prickly gecko), 2705 nucleotides long. Its product is annotated as cytochrome P450 2F2-like. The record is from RefSeq and is a predicted model, not a curated record. Gene Ontology annotation, cellular component: cytoplasm; intracellular membrane-bounded organelle. Gene Ontology annotation, molecular function: iron ion binding; oxidoreductase activity, acting on paired donors, with incorporation or reduction of molecular oxygen, reduced flavin or flavoprotein as one donor, and incorporation of one atom of oxygen; heme binding. Gene Ontology annotation, biological process: xenobiotic metabolic process. Bases 189 to 1670 code for a protein of 493 amino acids. Lineage: Eukaryota; Metazoa; Chordata; Lepidosauria; Squamata; Gekkonidae. The transcript has 10 exons.
AAGCAGGAAGCAGAGGGCGGGGCUGCCAAGCUUUCCAGCCACCACUCCUGGCGUCUGAAGCCCUCCUCACAGACCUUAGAGAUCCGUUUCUUCACCAGCAUUUGCGGAGCCUGAAGGAGAAGCAGUGAGAAGACCAGCAUUUGAACCCGAGGUCGAUAUAUUAACCGGAGUCUUUUCGUGCGGCAGGCAUGGAGUUGAGUGUGGCUUUUGUGGCCCUUCUGACCACCUGUGUUACUUGCCUACUGCUCUUUUGGAAGGGGAAGGGACAAAACAGAAAGGGGCUCUUGCCCCCCGGACCUCGCCCACUCCCGAUUGUGGGCAACCUGUUCCAGCUUGAUUCUAACAUGCUCAAGACCCUCUUGGAGUGGAGAGAGAGAUAUGGCUCCGUGUACACCAUAUAUCUGGGUUCCCAGCCUUUUGUGGUGCUGUGUGGAUACCAGGCUGUGAAGGAGGCCCUGGUGGACCGAGGCGAGCAAUUCAGUGACCGUGGUGAUUUCCCUUUGCUAUUCCGAUACACCCAAGGGGAUGGAGUUGCUUAUGCUAAUGGAGAGAAAUGGAAGGUGUUGCGGCGAUUUUCUGUGCAGACAUUGCGUGAUUUUGGGAUGGGUCGGCGCAGCAUCGAGGAGCGGAUCCAAGAGGAGGCCCAGUGUGUGGUGGAAGAGCUUGCAAAGACCAAAGAGGAGCCCGUGGACCACUCUUUCCUGAUCAGCUGUUCUGUCUCCAACGUCAUCUGCUCCAUCAUCUUCGGAGAUCGGUUUGACUACAAGGAUGAGAAAUUCCUCACUUUAGUUGGACUGGUGAACGACAACUUCCGGUGUAUGAGUUCCUGGUGGGGGCAGAUGUACAACCUGUUCCCUCAUGUCAUGUAUUACCUCCCUGGACCCCACAACAGAAUUUUUGAGAAUUUUGAAAAGUUGGAUCAAUUUAUCCUGGAGAUGACCAAGACGCAUCAAGAGACCCUGGACCCCAAUUUCCCUCGCGAUUUCAUUGACUGCUUCCUUCUCAAAAUGCAGCAGGAAAAGGAGAAACCCUCUGCUUACUUCUACAUGAACAGUCUGGUGAAGACCACCCUUGAUGUUUUCUUUGGGGGCACUGAGACAACAAGCACCACCCUCCGAUUUGGCAUCCUCAUUCUCUUGAAGUACCCUGACAUGCAGGCCAAGGUCUAUGAAGAGAUCAGCCGGGUUGUUGGCCCUCAUCGUAGCCCAUUGUUUGGGGAUCGGGUGCAAAUGCCUUACACGGAGGCCUUCCUCCAUGAGGUCCAGCGGCUUGCUGAUAUCUUGCCUAUGGGCAUCCCCCGCGCUGUUACGACCGAUACUCACUUCCGUGGCUACGUGCUCCCUAAGGGCACCAACGUCAUCCCUGUUCUUUACUCCGUCCACAAAGAUGUCACCCAGUUCAAAGACCCGGAAGCAUUCGAUCCCACCCACUUCCUGGAUGAGAAGGGGGGCUUCCGUCGGUGUGAUGCUUUCAUGCCUUUCUCAGCUGGGAAGCGCAUGUGUUUCGGAGAGCCCUUGGUCCACAUGGAGCUUUUCCUCUUCCUCACCACCCUGGUCCAGCGCUUCACCCUCCAGCCUCUGAUCCCAACAGAGGAAAUCCACAUCUCAUCGAGGAUAAGUGACUUAGGGAAAGUUCGACGCACAUACAAAUUCCGAGCCAUCCCCCGUUGAAUUCCACCAGCGUUCCUCGUGCAUCUUUCUGCCGGUGGGCCCUUUCUCUCGCUGUCUGCUCUAGGUUUCUGUGUCUCUUUCUGCCGUCUUGUAAAUAUGAUGCAGUGGUCAUUCUGGUCUGCUGGAGGCCAGGGGAUAGUGAAUGACUGUAUUACUGAGGGUGAGAAGACCAGAAAAUGGACAGCGCCAGAGCUGGGGGGAGGAGACCAGACACCUACUUUUUUAAAUAACGAAAGCUUGGAAUUUAGAGAACUUAUAAUGCAAUGGUAUAUUGAUGCAUUGAUUUUUAGUGCUGUUUUUAAAAAAAUGAAAAAUGAAACCACUUGUUUUCGGGGUGGGGGGGAGGAAAGGGAGUAGUUUGAUGAUGACCACAGUUCAGUAAUUGAAUAGUGGACUGGAGGUGAGUGGGACAAAGAAGACCAACAGAAAUGUUAGGCAGGAGGGAAAAGGUGUCUCAGAAUCAGCUUCCAAAAAAAGGUAACGGUGCCUACAGUAAGUGGGGAAAAUGACCUUCCUUCCUUCCUUCCUUCCUUCCUUCCUUCCUUCCUUCCUUCCUUCCUUCCUUCCUUCCUUCCUUCCUUCCUUCCUUCCUUCCUUCCUUCCUUCCUUCCUUCCUUCCUUCCUCCCUCCCUCCCUCCCUCUUUUCCUUCCUUCCUUUCUUCCUUCCUCCCUCUUUUCCUUCCUUCCUUCCUUCCUUCCUUCCUUCCUUCCUUCCUUCCUUCCUUCCUCCCUCUUUUCCUUCCUUCCUUCCUUCCUUCCUUCCUUCCUUCCUUCCUUCCUUCCUUCCUUCCUUCCUUCCUUCCUUCCUUCCUUCCUUCCUUCCUUCCUUCCUUCCUUCCUUCCUUCCUUCCUUCCUCCUUGGUUGGUACAACUUCAGACUUCUCUGACAAGAGGUGGUUAGAACUGCUCAUCCCCAGAUUUAAUGGGAUUAAAGGGAGGCCUCUUUUACUUGGUUAAGAGUUCUCUUUGGCUGCAUGAAUCAGCUCUAAAAUGUAUGCAGGAAAACUGAAAUGAACCAAUAAAUCAUAGAAAGAA